Messenger RNA from Gongylonema pulchrum, 240 nucleotides. The record is from the annotation of a GenBank genome assembly. Lineage: Eukaryota; Metazoa; Nematoda; Chromadorea; Rhabditida; Gongylonematidae.
AUGGAGCUUUCAAUGGAAACAGAUGAACUGGUAUCGAAUGUGAGUAUGGACGAUGAAUGUCUGAGUGGUUCAGAACGAAUCGUUCAUGGUGUGGCGCAUAAGCCGCUACUGUUUGCAUUUCUGUACAAUAAACGUAAUAAAGAAUUGGACUGCAUUCUCAGAAAGAUUGAACUGAAGACAAAAAUAUCCCGAGAAAAGGAAAAUAAGUGGAUGGAAAUUCCAGUGGAGCGCAUCAAGUAA